Penaeus chinensis is the source of this 6353-nucleotide messenger RNA. It is a transcript of the gene Pits, whose product is annotated as interferon regulatory factor 2-binding protein 2-B-like. The record is from RefSeq and is a predicted model, not a curated record. Gene Ontology annotation, biological process: regulation of transcription by RNA polymerase II. The transcript is spliced from 4 exons. The coding region runs from base 380 to 1846 and encodes 488 amino acids. NCBI's taxonomy places the organism in Eukaryota, Metazoa, Arthropoda, Malacostraca, Decapoda, Penaeidae. Gene Ontology annotation, molecular function: transcription corepressor activity. Gene Ontology annotation, cellular component: nucleus.
GGGCCGGAGUCUGCGUACUGACUACGUCACAGUUACGUCACUGUACGUGCGUGUGUACGUCCGCCGCUGAGUGAGCCAGACGCGGCGCUCAGUCUGAGAGAACCCGCCAGUCCGAACGCACGAGCAUGUCGCUGCCCGCACCCUAGCCUCACGCGGCUGCCACCCGGGAAUGUGCCAGGAGACUCAGGACAAGGAGUACCCACACGACUGCCAGUGCGUCCGCCCUCGCACGGGCCUCUCGCCACCCGCACAAUACAUUGUUCGCUCGUGAUACGUGAGUGGCUCAUCGGUGGUGAUUUUUGGUGAUUAGUGAAGCAGCAGCGACGAGAGCGUCAGCGUGCUCAGUGGUGUUCGAGUGGAGGUGAUCAAAGUGCAGUGAAUGUUGUCAGAGAGCCGAGGUAACAUGUCCUCCUUCAGAAGCCAGCGGCAGCACUGCUACCUGUGCGACCUGCCCCGCAUGCCGUGGGCCAUGCUGCACGACUUCUCGGAGCCCGUGUGCCGCGGCUGUGUGAACUACGAGGGCGCGGACCGGAUUGACCUGGUCAUCGAGGCCGCCCGCCAGAUGAAGCGCGCCCAUGGCAUCAACGAAAACCGCCAGGGCCCGCCCUCCAAGCCUCACCCCCGCGUGCCCAUGGAGGCCCAAAACGGCGCCCACCACGGACCUAUCAAACUGGAGGCGGGCAUCAAGAUGGAACCCGGAUCUCACUCGCACGCCCACUCCCACGGCGGCCACCCAACACAUACGGCCGCCCUGCCGCCCCCGGGCACCCCCGGCGUCGCCUUCGUGUCCGGAGACGUGCGGCAACGGGGCCCUCACAUGCUGGCCUUCCCUGCAGGGCUGCCCCACCGGGAUGACCCGCACGCCCCUGCCCUUGUACGGCCGCCCGCCCACCUUCCCGCCCACCCGCUCCCGCCUCCACACUCCCGCCCGCCGGCGCCCCCGGGGUCAUCCUCGGGGUCGGCGCCGCAGAAGAGGUCGUUCGAGCGCGACGACGCCCAGAGUCCAAGCGAGGGCAGCGUGCCCAAGCGCCCCAUGCUGGAGGAGAGUCACAGGCCGCCCCUCACGCGGGGCGAGUCCCUGCCAGCGCCCCCCGUCGCAGCCAACUACAAGGACGCCGCGAAACACCACCCCGUCCGAGUCUGGUCCUUCGACGGCUCCUCGUCCAAGCCCCCUGCAGGCUAUCCUGGUCUACCAGUGAGCGCUGCUGCUGUGGUCGCGGCGCAGGCUGCCAGCAGUCAGAGUCAGCCGCAGGCGCAGGCGCAGGCCCCGAGUGGGACCCGCACCACCUCCCCCGAGGGCCCCAAUUCCUCCACCAACGGUCAGUCCCCCAUGGCGGCCCUCCAGAGUGUGACGGACAACCUUCCCCCGGGGUCGCCACGCAGCCACGCCUCGGCCUCCCCCCAGCAGCGCUCUGCUUCCAGGAACUCCCAGCUGUCGCCAACCUCAGGAGAACCGAGGCGGAGAUCCUCGGGCGGGCGACACGGUGACUCCAGCGGGGACAGCAGCCCUGGGGCGCAGGGGAGCGGCGCCGGUAACGAGGGCUCGCAGCCGAGCAGCAACCUCAAGUGCACCAUCUGUACCGAGCGCCUGGAGGACACCCACUUCGUGCAGUGUCCCUCCGUCCUGCACCACAAGUUCUGCUUCCCCUGCUCCAGGGACUCCAUCAAGCGGCAGGGGGCCGGCACGGAGGUGUAUUGCCCGAGCGGCGACCGGUGUCCCCUGGCCGGGUCCUCGGUGCCCUGGGCCUUCAUGCAGGGCGAGAUAGCGACCAUCUUGGGGACGGCCAACAUCUUGCCCCAGCACUCGCAGGACGAGGCCAAGACCAAAAAGGAGCGCGACACAUAAGGCUGUGUCGCAGCAUCUCUUCUGGUUUUAGUUGAAAGAAGGUCGCCGACGGUGCUCGUCUGCCGGUGACUUAUUGUCGACGCCGAUCGCAAGUUGCCGUGCUCGGCGUUGGUGGCGCUAUGUACUAGCGUGUCCAAAUGGUGCUGGAUGUGGUCCUUGCUCGAGACUCUGUCCGGUUAGCGGUGGGGGCCGCGGCCGAGGUCCUCCGUGUGGGCCUCGUGGCUCCACCACCAGCUGUGUCGGGCCGCCGGAUUGGGACGCGGCCCGGGUCUGUGGGGCAGAGUCAGCUAGUCCAGGGAGAUCUUCAUAGUGACUGUUAGCCAAUAUGCGGACUUUCAGUGUGUCAUUGAGGCGGUCGUUGUCUGCGCCAGCUCUCACCUGCCCGUCUUUAAAUCGCUGAAGGAACAACUGUGACAAGACUCUGCGACACCUCAAGUGAACCACAUCAUCACUUUAAUUAUUAGUCGAUUUGUUGCAGGUGAAGUUUUUACCGACACGUGCAAUUUUUGUUCAUAAGACGUCCUGGGGAACUCAGAAUGUGAUGACGGCUUUUUGUCUCGACCGACCCUCGAGGAAGACAGAAGAGAGCGGUUGGAGGACUGGAGGCGGUCUUGUGCCCAGGAUCUAUUGUCUUCAGGAGUGUGUGUGUGCUUGUGUGUGUGUGUGAAGGGGAACACAUGACGUCCGUGGCCUGACCUUUGUGGAUACGCCCCAGAGGGGUCGUCUGGCCUCAAGAUUUAUUCAAAUAAAAAACAAUAAAAAGAAGAGAAGGCGAAGGCCGUCUUGAGAUCGAGCUUCGCCUUCGGGUCUCGGGCGACGGAAGGCGACGCCGACGAGGUAUCUCUGCGAGCACCCGAGGCGCCGCCGCGUUCCCGAGUCCACAGGUCUUGUACUGGAUUCUUCGAGUUUUUAAUCUUCGGGGUUUGAGCAGAAAUGUUUGUAAUCUGUUUAGGCUGUACAUAUACGUUACCCUGUUAUGUACACGCAACACACUGUACUUCUCACGCUGCGACACCGUGUGGACGUUCGCGAUUACCAAAGGCUUAACUUGUAUAUUAAUUGAUAUGGAUAUAUUACUUUAGUGUAACGUGAUAACACACUUAGCCUACUAGUCAUUUAUGAUACUGGGUAAUUUUGGUACAGUAUCACGAUUUGGAACUCCGUACUCGCUUUUGUAGGUUUAUUAAUGUUCCAAAUAUUCUCUUCCGGCAUGUGGCAACCUUCCCGCCAUACUAACACCGGCAUAAGUUUAAGCGAAAUAAAAUGGAAAAAAUUCAACUUUUUUCGGAUUAACAUGCAGAUCAACUUCCUUCUCAUACGCGAUGAUUCGAGAAAUGAUUUAAAGAAUAAAUAAAAGUUUCGUAAAUCAACAGCACAUGAUUGUCAAACUUUUUUUUCGUUAUUUUGGUAAUUUUUGCAAUACGUGCAGUAUUUUUUUAAACCGUUUCUUUAAGACUAGGAGUAGCGAUGCGACUUUGUGUCCUCGAUACCGUUGGGCGUGAGAAGGAGGGGAGGCCGGAAGGAGGAGGGAGGGAGGGAGGGAGGGAGGAGAAGGGAGAAGGGGCACUCGCUUCCGGUGCGAUGGUGGCACCGGAGAGGGAGAAGGGGGGAGAAAGGAGGGGAAGAGGGAAACAAAGAGAGCCAGCCGCCUUCCUCUCUUCUCUCACGCUUUCCUUUCGGACGCGUUUCGUCUUACAAGAGAAACACUUUUAGCUAAGCUUUGGAACAGUCAUUCACACUGGAAAGUCAAACGAAAAAUAAGAAAAUACUUAUUAAAGAAGCGCUUGUUUGAAUAUGCAAAGGCUUCAAAAUUCCCUUCCAACUAGUCCUGUUUAGCGUUUCCUAUUUUUUGGCGUUCGGUUCCCACGGAGGAACUGAUGUGUCUGACUGUCGCUCAUUUGCAAUCCCUUGAGUCACUCUGCCAAAGGUUUUUUAAAUUUUGUUUUUCUCUUUUUCUCUCAAUUUGUGCGUGCGAUCGGUGAGUAGCGCCUGAUUAGCCGAACUAGUAGCCCUUGAGGUGGCGUGGGUGCGAGCGCGAACACAGGCGCGUGUAUUCCCGCGCGCGAGAUGCCGCCCUGCAGGGAGAGUGCCCCGCCCGACGUCCGCCCCCACCCCCUGCGGGCACGAGGGUCUGGGAGGGGGAGAGCUGCUGCCGUGGGGAGUAGGAAGGUGGGGGGGUUGGGGGGUUGCCGCUGGACCGGUGAUGACUGAAUGGACCUCAUCGUCUGCAUUUUUUUUUCUCUCUCUCACUCUUGCCUCUUUCAUGGGAUGAGUUGCUAGUUUCUUUCCCUAAUUAGCUUCCAAUUUAGGGGGAUUUCAAAAGGGUUAGAACGUUCCCUUUUUUGGCUUUUUCACCCUACUUUGAAAGGCGGAGCAAUACCGUGGGUUUCUGUACGUGCUCAUGUAAAUAACACGAAAAUGAUCAGCGACGAUACUGAAUCAUGGGUUCUUGUGUGGCAGUCCCGGUGACGUAUGGAUAGAAAACGCACCCACGUCUAAACUGUAUAGACUGAUAAAAAAAAAAUGAAAACCAAGAAUGCACGGUGAAAUGAAAAGAUACACACCCAUCUUGCGAAAGUUUUGUGAAAGCAUUUUGAUAAUUCGUUGCUAUGUUUACCGUCCAGGGAGCAGCACUCCUUCUCGCCCCAGACCCACUUAACGUCCAUCAACCCCUUUUGUCUGAUCAUUCCCAUAAUAGUGUGUGGUGAAGAAAACCCCCGCCCCCUGAACUAGUAACAGUAACAAUGACAAACCUUUUUUUGGAAACACUGCUGGAUCGGUGUCCUAUAGGCUACUGUCUGUCAUGUCCACAACACUGCUUUGCAAUCGUCUCAAGCCCGUGAUUUUUAGCCGUUUUCGUCCGUGCCCUACGCAAUAACAUAAUUCAGAUACUUCGUGUAAUUAGUUUUUCCGUGAAGUGGAAAACCUGUACGUGUCAUGAACUGUUUUAUUGACUGACUGACCCCCUGUCCCCCGUCUCCCUCCCUCUCCUCCCCUUUGCCUGUACUUGUUCUCUGUUCAAAGCUUUUUUUCAAGCAAUUCAGUUCUUCCCCCCUUCCCCCCUCCACCCCAGUUUAUCCAGCUUUUCAAUGUCAUAUGAUGCCCAGGAUGCGGUAGUCAUGCACGAGAGCGGAGGGGGGCCAAAUUAAAAUUGUUGAUUUAUGUGUCUUAAUUGGGUACACCCCCCCCCUCCGUCUCUCAAAUUUAGGUCGGUGCUCCUGAAAGCAUGGCUGCCGAAGGAUCCUCUUUAUUUCUCUUUUUUCUUUGUUCUAUUAGUUGCCCUACGGCAUUUUGUUGUAAGUAUUAAUGCUACUGGUGUUACUACUUUAAACUCUUUCAAAGGUACAAAUGACGUAGCUCUUGACCUAUUUUUGUAGAAGGGCUUUGUAAAAAAUAAUGGUGUCGAAGGGGUUUUAGAAAAAGAAGAUACUCCUCAGUUCCCCUUGCAACAUAUAUAUAAAAAUGUCCAUUAUGUGUUGAAAUGGCGCAAAAAUGCCCUGCUUUGUUUAUGAGUUGGCGUCCAGUGAAGAGAAGAUUCUCGUCGAGAGGUGAUGUCUCUCACAGUGCUGAUUGAACGUUUCGUUAGUCUCCGCCUCCUUGGUUCACGACGAAGCAUCGAGAAGAAAUAGAAGACAAAAACAAAACAAAAAUGCGCUGAGUGAGGCGUGGGCGACGUCUUAGGUCUAACGCGAGUGUGAGCGGGAGUCCGUCCUCGCCCUCCGCCGCCUCCUGCCUCGGAACACCCACUCCGUCAUGCCUGCCGGAGACCCCGGGAUGCAGGAGGGACUCUGGAAAAGGUGCCUUUCGAGGCUCCUUCGGCGUGACCUCCCAGCGAGGGGAGGCGAGAGGGGCGCGAGGGCGGACCCCGCCGAGGUGUGCCUCAUCCCGGGAGGGAUCGGCGGCGACGGAGAGCCGAAGGUGCCAAGCCCAGCAGCCGACCCUCCACCCACUCCACCAGAAACCAGCGGCGCCACCUCUUGGCCACGAACAGUGCCAAGGUGCAGUGUGCGAGUCGUGACGUCGAUCACAAGGGAGAGAGAAAGCGAGAGAGAGAGAGAGAGAGAGAGAGAGAGAGAAAGAAAGAGAGAGCGAGAGCGGGGCCGUGGACGGUAGAGUGGGAAGCGGACACCUCAACCAAUGCUGUACAGUACUCUAGGCUGCCCGCUACUCUAUGGCAUCAUACAUAUUUGUUUAUGUAUGAUUUUGAUGUACCUGCUUUUAAGAUAUAUAUAAAAAAUAUAUAUACAAAUUGUUGCCAAGGGCAACUUUUAAUACCUGUUCAUAUGGAUGUUGUUGGUCUCUUAUCAUUGUAAAGAGUGUACAGUGAACACACGCAUAGUAUAAUUAUAUGAAAUUAUAUUACCUGCCGCAACUAUUAUCACUGCUGUUCUGAUCAGUGUUAUUUUCCCUUUGUAUAAAUACGGUCACAACAUUGUGGUGAAAAUGUGUGCCAUAAUUGGUGCAAGUAACAAUACAGCGACACAGUAAUAAACUAUUGCCAAGCAGA